Molecule: messenger RNA, 1376 nt
Organism: Danaus plexippus (monarch butterfly)
Lineage: Eukaryota; Metazoa; Arthropoda; Insecta; Lepidoptera; Nymphalidae
Product: E3 ubiquitin-protein ligase sina-like
Exons: 4
Coding region: 298-1242 (314 amino acids)
Biological process (GO): proteasome-mediated ubiquitin-dependent protein catabolic process; multicellular organism development
Cellular component (GO): cytoplasm
Molecular function (GO): zinc ion binding; ubiquitin protein ligase activity; ubiquitin conjugating enzyme binding
Source: RefSeq, a predicted model, not a curated record
UUUUCCUUGUCGUUACUCGGUCUGUGUUUGACUUCAGUACACAAUCAGCGAUACAUUAUUGCGGGUGACGAUAAUAUCAACAUCUAUGUAUAUAGCAAUUGAAGUGGAUUUUGUUAUCUUUUAUUUCUAGAUUACAGCUACUAGUGUAUUGGAUUCAAUAUUAAACUGUCUCUUUUAUGGUUUAUUCGAAUUUUUGUGUAACGAGAAAUAAUAUUUAAUUUAGUUUAAAGAAUUUUAAGACUUUUAUACAGUUUAAACUUCAAUCUUUUAGCUUACAAGUUACAACGUAGAAUAAAAAUGGCGAAAGCGAAGGUUAACCAGAAAAUGGGACCAGUUGUUGAGUUGCCUGAAUGUCCAAUUUGCUUGGACACCAUGUCAGCUCCAAUAUUCCAAUGUCAAUCAGGUCACAGUCUCUGCAGCUCUUGUACUAAAGCGUUGAUGCCUCCUAUAUGUCCAUUGUGCCGUCAAGCAAUGACUCAAGUGAGAAAUUGGCAGCUUGAGGAUUUGUUAUUAAAGGCUACUAUGAACUGUCCGAAUAGGAUCAUAGGUUGUGCUUAUACAACUGUUGCCUCAAAUAUGGAAAACCACAUCAAAGAAUGUAUUUAUCGAGAGAUGAUUUGCCCUCUUCAUGUAUUUGGCAGAUGUUCCUGGUCAGGAAAACUAAAGGAAAUGUUAGAUCACUUUAAAGAACACCAUUCUCAGAAUUUGAUUAUGACUAUGGAUCAGAAAGUGACCAUUAAUAAUCUUAACAUUAAUGAAGAUGAUCGCUUUGUGUACAUUAUGCCACAAGGUAAAAUGAUGUUCAUAGUAACAUUGAAAAUUGAUACAAAAUUGAAAUUAGCAUUUUUUGCCGUACAACUUAUAGCUUGUCAGAAAAUUGCACAACAACAUGUUUAUGAAUUAAGUAUAACUAGUUUGCAAGACAAGGAAAGAAGAGUCAAUUAUUUUGAUCACUGCUUUAGUGACGCAACGGAAACGAGAGAGAUAUUGCAAUCAGCAAAAUGUUGUGUUAUGUCUCUAAGCAUGCUGGGAAAUUUCAUUAACAAGAAAUCAUUAUCAUUCUCUUUGAAUGUGCAAAGACUGAGACCAAACUAUCAAAGAGAACCAAAUAAAAAUAUUCAUCAAGUUAAUCCAAAUGUUGCUAAGAAUCGACAAAAUUUUAGAGGUAAAAGUCCCUCAGCUGUAACUCACGGUCCCAAUAGACCCAAAGGUCCAUGGAAGAAAGCUAUUAAUCAAAAAUAAUAAUAUUAUCCCAUUUAUAACAAACAAAAUGUUAUAUUUUGAUUCUUAUGUAGUUAUUAGAAAAGCUGUUUAUGAUACUACUUCUACUUAUUUGUGAAAUUGAUUACUUAGAAAUAAAAAUAAUAAAUAUUUAA